Molecule: messenger RNA, 1494 nt
Organism: Tympanuchus pallidicinctus (lesser prairie-chicken)
Lineage: Eukaryota; Metazoa; Chordata; Aves; Galliformes; Phasianidae
Gene: TP53RK
Product: TP53 regulating kinase
Biological process (GO): protein phosphorylation
Cellular component (GO): nucleus; cytosol; EKC/KEOPS complex
Molecular function (GO): ATP binding; protein serine/threonine kinase activity
Source: RefSeq, a predicted model, not a curated record
GGAUCCUGCAGGGUAGGGCAGCAGCAGGAUGGCUCACCCGCAUCAGGGACUGCUUGGGAAUGUUGUUUAGGAACGGACUGAAGCAGUGUCAAUAUUUGCUAGGCAAGAUCCCACCGUGUGAGCAACAAGCACGGAAUGUGGUAAUAAAAGAUAAAUAUUCUGAAGAAGAAACAAAUGUUGUGGAGGAGAAAACAAGGACAAAAUGGAAUUGUGGCACAGCCAAGGGUGCCACAGCAGUUUUUAUUUUAUUUACAUGGUCUCUUGGACCAUAAGUCGUGUUAUCUGCAAAGCAGGGGGUUUUCGUUGCGCCACGAAGCCCCGAGCACUGCUCCGGCAGUGAGGGCUGGCCGUCCUUCACCCACGUGGAGCUGUGGGUCUGGGGACACCCAAGGAAGAAGAGACACCCACGGUACCGGCCCGAUCCGAGCCGAAGCCCUGGCGCUGCCCGGCGGGGGAUGCGGGGCCCCGCCGUCCCCUGGGGGCGGGGAGCGCGCCGAGUUCGACGCUUUCCGGCGCUGGCCGCCGAAGAUUGGAAGCGGCGAUCGACGCGCAUGCGCGGUGUUGCGGCGGGGCCCGGUGAUGGCGGCGGAGGCGGCGGCUGCGGCGGCGGGCGGCGCGGGCACAGCCGGGGCGGAGGACGGGGCAGAGACGGGCGCGCCGGGCCCUGGAGGAGCCGAGGCGGCGCCGCCGCCGCUACCGGGGCUGCAGCUGGUGCAGCAGGGCGCCGAGGCGUGCGUCUACCGGGGCAGUUUCCUGGGGCGGGCGGCCGUGGCCAAGCUCCGCUUCCCCAAGCGCUACCGGCACCCGGCGCUGGAGGAGCGGCUCGGCCGGCGGCGCACGGCGCAGGAGGCGCGAUCCCUGCUGCGCUGCCGGCGGGCAGGGAUCCCGGCUCCCGUGGUCUACUUCGUGGAUUAUGCGUCCAACUGCAUCUACCUUGAAGAUAUUGUUGGCGCGAUCGCCGUUCAGGAUCACAUCUACUCCGUGCAGCGGAGCGGCAGCGAUGCCGGCAGCCUCCUCGGCUUGGCAGAGAAGAUGGGCCAGCUGCUGGCCAGGAUGCACGACGAGGACCUCAUCCACGGCGACCUCACGACGUCCAACGUGCUGCUGCGGCCGCCCGCGGAGCAGCUGGACUUGGUGCUGAUUGACUUUGGGCUCAGCUUUGUUUCAGGUCUUCCUGAGGAUAAGGGAGUCGAUCUAUAUGUGCUGGAAAAAGCCUUCCUUAGUACCCAUCCCGAUACAGAAACUGUGUUCCAGGCUCUGCUACAGAGCUAUGCGGCCGCAUCUAAGAAAUCCGGCCCAGUGAUCAAACGUCUGGAUGAGGUGCGGCUCAGGGGGAGGAAGAGGUCCAUGAUUGGGUGACAGCAGGCAGCGAUGGGGAAAUAUUCCUGCUUGGUUCUGCCUGGGAGGUUAUUUAUACUUCCAGCUACAUUUAUUGCACAGAUUACUAUUUUGAUAAUAGUGUCUUGUAUAAAAUAAAUUGGAUUGGAUUUCUAA